GAAGCUCACUUAGAGGUUAUAAACGGUAUUAAGCUCACCUCACCCUAUGCAAAUUGUUCGGACAUAAGUUAUUCCAGUAAUAAUAAUAACAACACAUCAAUCUGUUUUGUUUGUAAUUUUUUAGGUCUAAGACUAUUGCAUUUAUGCAGAAAACCUGUCAACGGUGAUGAAUUGUAAAAUAUCAACGACGUCAGAUACCAAUUCUGGGCAGAAAGGGAGUUAACAAAUCGUCGGAGAAGGCUGGCAGCAGUUUUGCAGUUGAUGUGCGCCAUUGGUUUUUCCCAGAUUUCCACUGAACAGCUAUUUUAACUUGACUAGGCGGUUGAGUCGGUCGUGCAGCAGGCUAUUGAUUGAAUUCCAAUUCCACUUACCACUUAGGUCAGAAGAAACGUGGGUACGAGGAAUACGAGGUAAACCUAUCUUGUGCGAAGAUACGAAUUGGUCAAUACUAGCUUACAUAUCAAAUUAUUUUAGACACCUGAGAUUUGACUGCAACUUUCUGCGGAAUUCUUUAAAGUGGCUCCUUCAAGAAGAUUACUCUGCGGCGGACAGAUGAUUCGUUUACAUCGCUCAGAAUAAAGCACCGGAGGACGUUUUUUUCCUGGACAUUCGGUUCGUUCAAUUUGGAUUGCUGUUAGUCUAGCAAAACCACACGCGCACGUCUCUCGAACGGGCCGGCGAGGAUUUGUAACAGUUUCUCUUGUGUUGGCAUAUCAAACAGAAGUCAAGACGAAAUCGUUCAAGAAUCCUUGCGCCGGCCGUCAGUGCGCGCGUGCUUUUGGAAACAUGGGUUGUACAUUAAGUGCUGAAGAUAAAGCGGCCGCGGAGAGAUCAAAGAUGAUUGAUAAAAAUCUCCGCGAGGAUGGAGAGAAGGCGGCAAGGGAGGUGAAACUGCUUUUACUAGGUGCUGGGGAGUCGGGUAAGAGCACCAUUGUCAAGCAGAUGAAGAUCAUCCAUGAAGAUGGCUACUCAGAAGAUGAGUGUAAGCAGUACAGGGCUGUUGUUUACAGCAACACCAUCCAGUCCAUCAUGGCCAUCAUCAAAGCCAUGAACAACCUCAAGAUCGACUACACAGAUACUGCCAGGGAGGACGACGCCCAACAGCUCUUUGCCCUGGCGGCUGCUGCCGAGGAGCAGGGUAUCCUGCCCGACGACCUGUCCAGAGUGAUCUGCCGCCUGUGGGCCGACAGCGGGGUGCAGGGCUGCUUCACACGCUCCAGAGAGUACCAGCUCAAUGACUCAGCAGCAUACUACCUGAAUGAAAUGGAGAGGAUAGCCAAAUCAGACUACAUUCCAACACAGCAGGAUGUGCUGAGGACCAGAGUCAAGACCACAGGCAUCGUGGAGACACACUUCACCUUCAAAGACCUGCACUUCAAGAUGUUUGACGUAGGCGGACAGCGCUCGGAGAGGAAGAAAUGGAUUCACUGUUUCGAGGGGGUCACCGCCAUCAUCUUCUGCGUGGCGCUGAGUGCCUACGACCUGGUGCUGGCCGAGGACGAGGAGAUGAACCGGAUGCAUGAGAGCAUGAAGCUGUUUGACUCCAUCUGCAACAACAAAUGGUUCACGGAGACAUCCAUCAUCCUGUUCCUCAACAAGAAGGAUCUGUUCGAGGAGAAGAUCACGCGCAGCCCGCUGGCCAUCUGCUUCCCUGAGUACACAGGAGCCAACAAAUACGAUGAGGCAGCGAGUUACAUCCAGACUAAGUUUGAGGACCUGAACAAGAAGAAAGACACCAAGGAGAUCUACACUCACUUCACCUGCGCCACCGACACCAAGAACGUCCAGUUUGUCUUCGACGCCGUCACCGACGUCAUCAUCAAGAACAACCUCAAGGACUGUGGUCUCUUCUAGGGGCGGGGCCAGGGGGUAGGAAGGUCAGGGGAGGAGCUAAGGUGAGCACAAAGAUUAGGUGAAAAAAAAAUAUGCUAAUCCAAUGCUGAUCAUGACGCCCAUUAUCUCUUAGGUCAAUAGAUGGCCAUGUUAAACGGGACUAAACACUGUAGUCCGCUCUAUGGGACCCUGUGCUUUGUCCACUCAGAUGACAUAGCGACAUUACAUCCUGUAAUUUAGGCUUUAUCUAGAAAGAAAAAAAUAUGCAGAGGAUGGUGCUGGAACACGAUCGAAUCUGGGGACAGCUGAAUGAGAAACCUCUGAGAAAAAGUUGAAAUCCAAGCAUGUCACACGAUCGCACAACACACAGAGCCCCCGACUGAGAACUUACGCUAUGUAAUAUUUUGUUUUCUGCUGGUUAGGUUGACAAAGCAGUUCAUUAUAAAUGCGAGAGAGGGCAGUAGACAGCCUUGAGUCCUAGAAGGAAAAAAAUACACACACACACACACACACACACACACACAGACACAGUUCAUCCAAAACCCUGCAUGUCAUAGCUGUAAAACGAUUCCCCCGAACCAUCAGCACACAUAAACAAACUGCACAUCUGGUGUCUAAUCGACAUGUCUGGGCUCGCUGACUCUUCCUGCAUCUCUCUCUGUACAGCUCAGUCCGCUGCCUGGAGGUUAGAGCGGACCAACACACCAUCGUCACUGACAGACUCAACUGGCUUUUCUGUUUGGAAACUGAUUGAGAACUUGGUGGGAAAGCCUUGUUAGAAGUCUUUUAACAAUCACUGAUUCUCUACUUUGUACGUUAGAUUUUUAAUUUAAUAGGAUUCAAAGUUUUGUUGCAGAUUGAGUUUUAUCGCAGAUUCAUUCUAUUCUGUUUGUACCUUUGCUUUUUGUGAGUAUUAUCAGAGAUUGAAACGUUUGAGAAGAGAGAGGUGCUGCAGGGUGUCUGAGUGGCGUGGUGGUCUAAGGACCUGUUGCAACAUUGCAACCUCGCUUUUCAUCCAGGUCGCAACAUCCUGUCUGUGUGAAGGGGGGGCACAAAUUGGCACCAUCUGGGUUGGUGGGAGAGAGGGUCAGAUAGGGAUGCAUUGCAGUGCCGUGCUCCCUGUGGCAGGUCGGGCACCAGCCAACUAAUUGUGGUGGUUAACCAGAGGAGCGUUCUCCUCCAAGCGCAUUGGUUCUGGUUUAUUUCCUGGUUGGGCGAGCAGUGUGAUGAAAAGCAGAACGGCUAGGCAGGAUGUGCUUCGGAGGACGCAUGUCCUGAUCUUCGCCGAUCCCACAGGGAGCUGCUGCGACGUGGCAAGGCCAUUUUCAAGAAUUAGAUGACAUGCAUGUUUAUAAUUAUAUUAUAAACAAAGUUUAUAUACUAUACAUUGACUUUAACAGAUUUGGGCAUUUUAGAAAAUUUUAAAUUGCAUCAGAUGUAUUCUUUAAUAAAGAAAACCGGAAUGGAAAGAGAAUAUGAAUUGAGAGGAACAUGGUUUGGAUUGCAUUCCCAUAACAUACCAGACAUUGUAUGCUGUAUUUUAUUGCUUAUCGUUCUGCAUGACUGUCCAUCAUAGCUGAUCAUAGAUAUACUCUUCCAAUCCUCACCAUAUAACAUUACUUUAGAAAAUACAAAAUGUAAA
Molecule: messenger RNA, 3475 nt
Organism: Esox lucius (northern pike)
Lineage: Eukaryota; Metazoa; Chordata; Actinopteri; Esociformes; Esocidae
Gene: gnai2b
Product: guanine nucleotide binding protein (G protein), alpha inhibiting activity polypeptide 2b
Exons: 8
Coding region: 787-1854 (355 amino acids)
Biological process (GO): adenylate cyclase-modulating G protein-coupled receptor signaling pathway; gamma-aminobutyric acid signaling pathway
Cellular component (GO): heterotrimeric G-protein complex
Molecular function (GO): G protein-coupled receptor binding; GTPase activity; G-protein beta/gamma-subunit complex binding
Source: RefSeq, a predicted model, not a curated record